Perkinsus marinus ATCC 50983 is the source of this 864-nucleotide messenger RNA. RefSeq lists its product as hypothetical. The transcript is spliced from 8 exons. Lineage: Eukaryota; Perkinsozoa; Perkinsida; Perkinsidae. The coding region runs from base 1 to 864 and encodes 287 amino acids. The record is from RefSeq and is a predicted model, not a curated record.
AUGGAUAGAGAGCUUUUGAGGAAGAGAGCAGGUGGAGAUGGCCAUACUGGAGCCGACAGCGUAUCAAGUACGCUUCAGCCAACGAGCUCUACUAAGCCUAACCUUACCAGACCGCGGUCGGCGCUGUGCACUGAGAUGAGGAGGAGGCCGCAGUCGAGGGAAGUGCGCCGGCCACAUACCGCUCAAACUAGAGUUUUACGAGAAGCCAGCAAUAUCCCUGGGCAAACGAGGCCCGGACCACCUCAUCAUCGUGCGGCGAAGUUGAAGGUAUACUCCGAUCUGUGGGAGGCGAUUAUUGUACAGGACGAAGCAUAUGGUAAGCUGUUGGCCAAGAACGCCUCGUCGGGGUAUGUGGAACCUGUUGCAAGCCGAAUACGGAAUGAUGAUAAGUUUACCAUAGACGGGGGAAAGAGCUGCAUCGAAGAAAUUUCUCUAAAGGACUCUGAGGCCGUUCGUCCAGCUCAUUGUGUCGCGGAUGACCUGCCUGAUCCUACGAUAGUAUCAACCCCACCGCUCUUCCCAGACAGAGUGAGGCUCUCGGCUGACCUCCCCAAGCGACCAGAGUGUGUCCCGAGACUCCAUCUAAAUGCUAGAAGGCCAUCUAGUAACAUGCCGAACGCGGCCACCUGCAGUACAGGCUCAACCGUCAUGGAGCCUGCGAGCAUCGCGCACGCUCACGAGAGGCUAUGUCAUCUCGACUUUGAGACCAAACAAAAUGGGCUCUACGUCCCAGUGACACUGAAGUGGAAAGUGUUCGAAGCAGGUAAGUUCACAAAGGUGAUACCUAAGCAGUUCAACAAUGAGAAUAAGCUCAACCUCAAACCAGUAACAGCAGUCUUUGCCGCUGCAAAACCCUUCUUGUGA